UCCUGGUAAUGGAAGGCAUCUAGCCCAUGAUAAUAUUGUUACAAUAAUUGAGAUAAUAUAACUUCCACUUUAACUGCCUUUUAAACCCAAAACCACUUGUUUAUUCUCCAAACUCCCACCACCUCUUUUUCCUCUCCACCACCACACCACCACCACCACCACCACCAUCAUCAGAAUGUCCUCUCAAGACUCCCAACCAUUCCACUGGCACUUCAGUGCGGACCUAAACGAUAAUGAUUUCGUAAUCCAUGGCCAAACUCUCUUCCUCAUCAUCAUCAUCCUCUUCUCAUUACUAGUCCUCAUCACCACCCUAUUCCUCUACGCUCGCUGCGUUUGUAGAUACCGACAACAACACUUCCCCAAUAACCCACCACUCCACGCGCCACCUCUUCGGUCCCAGGGCCUCCACCCCACAAUAAUUAAGUCGUUACCGGUAACUUUGCACCAGUCAUCAUCGUCAUCUUUAUGUGGGGGCAACCGCGGCAAUAGUAACGUUGUAGUGGAAGCUGAGUGCUGUAUAUGUCUAGGAGUAUUUGAAGAUGGUGAUAAGGUUAAGGUUUUGCCUGAGUGCCACCAUUCUUUCCAUAGCGAGUGUGUUGAUAGGUGGCUUUCGGCUCGGUCUAAUUGCCCUCUCUGCAGAGCUUCUCUGCUGCAGGGUCACCCUGCAGGCUCCCCUGUUCUCUCCAUCUUAACAGAGUAAAUAAUAGUAAUUAGUCUUCUUUUUCUUUUUUGGAUUCUGGGUUCUUCGUAAUAUGAAAUUUUGGGAUUACGUGUGUAGAUUAUACCUGUAAAUCAAUCUGGUUGUUUUUUAAUUAAUAUUAAAUAGAUUGGAUUAUUGUUCUUUGAUAA
Molecule: messenger RNA, 849 nt
Organism: Hevea brasiliensis (rubber tree)
Lineage: Eukaryota; Viridiplantae; Streptophyta; Magnoliopsida; Malpighiales; Euphorbiaceae
Product: RING-H2 finger protein ATL66
Exons: 1
Coding region: 176-700 (174 amino acids)
Biological process (GO): protein ubiquitination
Source: RefSeq, a predicted model, not a curated record